AUGGCUCCGCUACCCUUUAACCUUGUCCUACCUCUUGUUAUCCUGCCUGUCUUAUAUCUUGUUGCAUUAGUUCUGUAUCGUUUAUAUUUACAUCCUUUGGCAAAUUUUCCUGGCCGAAAGCUCCAUGCAAUCAGCGCCGUCCCUUGUGCCUACUCCAUGGUCAAAGGCCGCCUCCCAUUUAAGAACAGGCUCUUGCACGAAAAGCAUGGAUCUGUUAUACGCAUUACACCCAACGAGCUGAGUUUCAACACUGCCCAAGCAUGGGUGGACAUCUAUGGCUUCAAGCCAGCAGGCCAUACCCAGCUACUACGAGACCCUAUCCAUAUCGGAUCAAUGGAUCCGCUGAAAGGCGUCUAUCCUAUGACCUUGCUAAACGGUGCCGAGCAUGGCCGGCAACGUCGGGCGUGGUCCUAUGCCUUCUCCGAUAGAUCUUUGCGAGAGAGUGAGGAGCAGGUCCAAGCCCAUGUGGUUAAGCUUAUAAAUCAUCUACGACAGCGAGAAGGCGACGAGGUAAAUUUGGCCCGCUGGCUCAGCAUGACAACAUUCGAAAUUAUUGGCGAUCUUACCUUCGCAGAGCCGUUCGGCUGCUUAGGAGAAGAUAAUGAUGAAUCGUGGUACAAGUUGAACUAUGCAACAUUCAGAAUGGCCGCCUUGGAGCAAGCUACCCGUCGCCUAGCUGAGGUCAACUCAUGGAGGCAAUGGUGCCUGAUGGCAUUAAUCCCCCAUUCGUGGAGACAGCUGCGUUUCGACCACUUGGCUUACAGUCGCGAUAAGGUGCUGCGACGCCUGGAAAAGGAGGAGGAACCUGAACGAGCGGACUUCAUCGAAUGUACUCUCAAGCAUCAGGAUCGAUUUGACCUCAAUGAUACGGAGAUCAUCGUGAAUGGGGCUACGUUUAUUGCAGCUGGAAGCGAGACCCUAUCCAACCUUCUUUCUGGUCUAGUCGCACAGUUGCUUUACAACCCAGCAAAAUGCGAAAAACUGCGUCACGAAAUCCGUUCAAGCUUUACUAAGUCUGAGGAGAUCAACCACGACCAGACCAUCACACUCCCUUAUUUGAACGCUUGCAUAGAAGAGGCCCUUCGAUUGAAGCCACCAGUUGGCGAGGGUCUUCUACGACGUGUACCCAAAGAGGGAGCCACGAUCGAUGGAUACUCGAUUCCGGGAGGCACAUCAGUUUCCGUCGACCCGUGGGCCGCGUCGCACAAUGAAGGCAAUUUCCGGGACUGUGAUGAUUUUGUCCCCGAGCGAUGGCUAGCAGACAAGGAGCAUUACUUUGCAGGCGAUAAACGAAAAGCCGCACAGCCUUUCUCCCUUGGGCCCCAGGGGUGCCUCGGAAAACAACUAGCCUACAUGGAGAUGAGGUUAAUUAUGUGUCAUUUACUUUGGAACUUCAACAUCAAGAGCACGGAUGGAGCGUGGCAAUGGGACUCUGCUGGGCAGAUGAAGAAUCUUAGGAUCUAUGUUGUAUGGGAAAAGCCACCAUUGAAUGUGAGGCUGAAGUCAGUCACUACAUAA
Messenger RNA from Venustampulla echinocandica, 1518 nucleotides. RefSeq lists its product as uncharacterized. The coding region runs from base 1 to 1518 and encodes 505 amino acids. NCBI's taxonomy places the organism in Eukaryota, Fungi, Ascomycota, Leotiomycetes, Helotiales, Pleuroascaceae. The transcript has a single exon. Gene Ontology annotation, molecular function: iron ion binding; heme binding; oxidoreductase activity, acting on paired donors, with incorporation or reduction of molecular oxygen. The record is from RefSeq and is a predicted model, not a curated record.